UAUGGCCGCGGAAGAGGUAUUGCAGACUGUGGACCAUUAUAAGACCGAGAUAGAGAGGCUGACCAAGGAGCUCACGGAGACGACCCACGAGAAGAUCCAGGCGGCCGAGUACGGACUGGUGGUACUGGAAGAGAAGCUGACCCUCAAACAGCAGUAUGACGAGCUGGAGGCUGAGUAUGACAGCCUCAGACAGGAGCUGGAGCAGCUGAAAGAGGCAUUUGGGCAGUCCUUCUCCAUCCACCGUAAGGUUGCUGAGGAUGGAGAGACUCGGGAGGAAACGCUUCUGCAGGAGUCAGCAUCGAAGGAAGCUUACUAUCUGGGGAAGAUCUUGGAGAUGCAGAACGAACUGAAACAGAGCCGGGCUGUGGUCGCCAACGUGCAGGCAGAAAAUGAGAGGCUCACAGCCGUCGUGCAGGAUCUGAAGGAGAACAAUGAGAUGGUGGAGCUACAAAGAAUACGGAUGAAGGAUGAAAUCCGAGAAUAUAAAUUCCGAGAGGCCCGCCUCCUUCAGGACUAUACUGAACUAGAAGAGGAGAACAUCACGCUGCAGAAACUGGUGUCCACGUUAAAGCAGAACCAGGUUGAAUACGAAGGUUUAAAGCAUGAGAUUAAGCGAUUUGAGGAGGAGACGGUACUGCUGAACAGCCAACUGGAAGAUGCCAUCCGGUUGAAAGAAAUAGCUGAGCACCAACUGGAAGAAGCCCUUGAGACCUUAAAAAAUGAAAGGGAGCAAAAGAACAGCCUGCGGAAGGAGCUCUCCCAGUACAUCACCCUCAAUGAUAACCAUAUCAGCAUUUCAGUCGAUGGACUCAAGUUUGCAGAGGAUGGAAGUGAACCCAACAAUGAUGACAAAAUGAACGGGCAUAUCCACGGACCCCUUGUGAAACUGAAUGGAGACUAUCGGACUCCCACUUUAAGGAAAGGAGAGUCUCUACACCCUGUUUCUGACUUAUUCAGUGAGCUGAACAUCUCAGAAAUACAGAAAUUGAAGCAGCAACUUAUGCAGGUAGAGCGGGAAAAGGCCAUUCUUCUGGCCAAUCUCCAGGAGUCACAGACGCAGCUGGAACACACCAAGGGGGCACUGACGGAGCAGCACGAACGGGUGCACCGGCUCACGGAGCACGUUAAUGCCAUGAGGGGCCUGCAGAGCAGCAAGGAGCUCAAGCAGCUGGACGGGGAAAAGGGCCGGGACUCGGGAGAGGAGACCCAUGACUACGAGGUGGACAUCAAUGGCUUAGAGAUCCUUGAAUGCAAAUACAGAGUGGCAGUUACUGAGGUGAUCGAUUUGAAAGCUGAAAUUAAGGCCUUAAAGGAGAAAUAUAAUAAAUCUGUAGAAAACUAUACUGAAGAGAAGGCGAAGUAUGAGAGUAAGAUCCAAAUGUAUGAUGAGCAGAUUACAAGCCUUGAGAAGACCACCAAGGAGAGUGGAGAGAAGAUGGCCCAUAUGGAGAAGGAGUUGCAAAAGAUGACCAGCAUAGCCAAUGAAAAUCACAAUACCCUUAAUACAGCCCAGGAUGAGUUGGUGACAUUUAGUGAGGAGCUAGCUCAGCUUUACCAUCAUGUAUGUCUGUGUAAUAAUGAAACCCCUAACAGGGUCAUGCUGGACUACUAUAGGCAAAGUAGAGUCACCCGUAGUGGCAGCCUGAAAGGGCCUGAUGAUCCCAGGGGACUUUUGUCUCCACGGUUAGUCAGGCGGGGUGUGUCAUCCCCUGUAGAAACAAGGACCUCACCUGAACCAGUUUCAAAAGAAAACACAGAGGCCAGCAAAGAGCCAAGUCCAACCAAGACUCCCACCAUCUCGCCUGUUAUUACUGCCCCACCAUCAUCUCCAGUAUUAGACACAAGUGACAUCCGCAAAGAACCAAUGAAUAUCUACAACCUUAAUGCCAUAAUCCGGGACCAAAUCAAACAUCUGCAGAAAGCUGUGGACCGGUCCUUGCAACUGUCUCGUCAAAGAGCUGCGGCACGGGAGCUGGCCCCCAUGAUUGAUAAAGACAAAGAAGCCCUAAUGGAAGAGAUCCUCAAGCUUAAGUCCCUACUGAGCACCAAACGGGAGCAGAUCGCCACACUGAGGGCAGUGCUGAAAGCCAACAAACAGACAGCUGAGGUGGCAUUAGCUAAUCUCAAGAACAAAUAUGAAAACGAAAAAGCAAUGGUGACUGAAACUAUGACGAAACUUAGAAAUGAACUGAAGGCUUUGAAAGAAGAUGCAGCAACUUUCUCAUCCCUGAGAGCAAUGUUUGCAACAAGAUGUGAUGAAUAUGUCACACAGUUGGAUGAGAUGCAGAGACAGUUAGCAGCUGCAGAGGAUGAGAAGAAGACUCUAAACACUUUGUUACGAAUGGCUAUCCAGCAAAAACUCGCCCUGACCCAGCGGCUGGAGGACUUAGAGUUUGACCAUGAGCAGUCCCGUCGCAGCAAAGGCAAACUUGGAAAGAGCAAGAUCGGCAGCCCUAAAGUAAGUGGGGAGGCAUCAGUCACCGUGCCCACCAUAGACACUUACCUCCUGCAUAGUCAGGGCCCACAGACACCCAACAUUCGGGUCAGCAGUGGCACUCAGAGGAAAAGACAAUUUUCACCUUCCCUUUGUGAUCAGAGCCGUCCCAGGACUUCAGGGGCUUCCUACCUACAGAAUUUAUUAAGAGUUCCCCCUGAUCCCACCUCCACAGAGUCAUUUCUUCUGAAGGGCCCCCCUUCCAUGAGUGAAUUCAUCCAAGGGCACCGGCUCAGCAAGGAAAAAAGGUUAACCGUGGCUCCACCAGCAAAAAGAGAUUGUCAGCAGCCUGCUGCCUCCGUACCGCCACAGCGCUCACAACUAGCCGGGGGGCAAGACUGCCCGACUCUCAGUCCUGACAUAGCUCUGCCCGAUGAGCAGCCACAUUCCAGCUCGCAGUGCGCCCCUCUCCACUGUCUCUCCAAGCCUCCUUACCCCUAGUCUUCAUCUCCCGUGGACGAAUACCUGGGGUGAACGUUUUGUAGCCACACACAGGAUACUGCCCAAGAUCCAGCUGGUGUUUUCUUCUCGGUGGUUAGUUGUUUGAUUGAAUUAAUGGCCAUCAUUUUGGAAGAUGAGAGGAAGUUGGGAAGAAUAACACAAAGCACAGACUCUGGUGUGAUAAAACACUCUAUGGUUUCUCUAAGUCACAGAUAAACUUCUGCAAUCAAAUGGCUACAGUUCAGUUAAAUCAAAAUAAACGAAACAGGAAAUAUGUAUCUCAGAUGGCUGGCUUUACCUCGAUAGCUUAAGAGAGACCUCAGACAAUGUAAAAUACAUAUAUUGUAAAAUCAUCUUUCCUUACACUUCAAAUUCAGCUAUAGAAGUUGAUUCUAAUUUUUUGGUCAUUGAUAUUUACUUUGUACUUUACUUGC
Messenger RNA from Eubalaena glacialis (North Atlantic right whale), 3369 nucleotides. It is a transcript of the gene BICD1, whose product is annotated as BICD cargo adaptor 1. The record is from RefSeq and is a predicted model, not a curated record. Gene Ontology annotation, cellular component: cytosol; Golgi apparatus. Gene Ontology annotation, biological process: protein localization to organelle; microtubule anchoring at microtubule organizing center; regulation of microtubule cytoskeleton organization. Gene Ontology annotation, molecular function: dynactin binding; dynein intermediate chain binding; dynein complex binding. NCBI's taxonomy places the organism in Eukaryota, Metazoa, Chordata, Mammalia, Artiodactyla, Balaenidae. The transcript has 11 exons. Bases 2 to 2935 code for a protein of 977 amino acids.